ACAGAAGAAGCAGGGAGCAGCAGCAGUCGGUUUGCGGAGCCCAAAAACACGGUCCAACCGGCGGAUAAAACUACGUUUUCAAAGCGAGAGAAGAGUCUGGUUCCGUGAAAAUGUAUUUCUUCGCAGUGUUUGUCCUUUUGAGGACAGGUCUGGCGGUAAACGGCGAGACUCAUUCCCUCACUUACAUCUACACGGCCUUCUCCAAACCUGUCGACCUACCGGGCAUCCACGAGUUCACAGCCAUGGGUCUGCUGGACGGCAGGAUGAUCGACUACUUUGACAGUGACAACCAGAAGAAAGUUCCCAAACAGGACUGGAUGAAAGAGCGACUGUCUGCAGAUUACUGGGACAAUGGCACCCAGUCCCGCCAGAGCAAGCAGCAGUGGUUCAAAGUCAACAUCAACAUCCUGAAGGAACGAAUGAGACAGAAUGACACGGACACCCAUAUUCUCCAGUGGAUGGUCGGCUGCGAAGGCGAUAGGAAGGACGGAGUGAUCAAGUUCCGACGCGGCAUGAACAUGUACAGCUACGACGGAAACGACUUCCUGUCAUUUGACAACGCCAACGGCGUCUGGGUCGCCGUAACUGAGGCGGCAGUCCAGACCAAGAGAAAGUGGGACGAAGUCCAGGACCUAAAAGAAUACACCAAAGGCUACCUGGAGAACGAGUGCAUCAAUUGGUUGGGGAAGUUCAUCAAUUAUGGACAAAAACAGCUAGAACAAGCCAUUCCUCCGGAGGUGCACCUGUUUAAAAAGAACACCAAAGUUGAAGGAAAAAUCCUUUUGACGUGCCUGGCCACAGGUUUCUUACCAAAAGAUAUCACCCUGAACAUGAAAAGGAACGGCCAUAUUCUAACUGAAGAUGACGGAGUUGUGUCCUCCGGCGUUCGACCCAAUGGUGACGAGACCUUCCAGAGACGAGACAGCGUGGAGAUUUUACAGAGUGACGUGUUUACCUACACCUGUGAAGUGAUUCAUCAGGCAUCCAAGUUACAUGUUGAGGAGGAGUGGGGUUGUAGAGUUUGUCCGUGUCGGGAAUCCUCAAGAGUUGUUGUGGAGACUGGAAUCAUGAUCGGUAUCCUUGUCCCCGUCGGGGUCGGGGUGGUGCUGUUAGUCUUGUAUGGAAGAGAAAGAAUUGGAGCUUGCGAAGACAAAGGCAGCCAAGGCAAUAACGGCAGUAACAAUGGCCCAGUCGUGUACCAACUUGCCCCCCUGGGAUCAGUUGAAUCUGUCAACAGCAGUUGGAGUCGUGACGCUCCAAUCACUGACUUCUAACACCAGCACCGUUGACCAGCUGCAGAUCUCUCUGCUCACCGUCCCCUCUCAGCUCCCCUCCAGCGAGUCCGGCCGCCAGCCAGUCUCUUCACCACGGCGUGAGGACGACAAACUGUGGAGAUUACUAACAGUUUGGACAGUCUUCUUUCUUCACGUUUUUAUCUGUUUCUACUGGUAAAAAGGAUUGGAUUUGGACUUAAGCUGCAUCGUAUCAGAGCUAAGGUAAACACUGCUAAGCUUGAGCCAGCUCCAUGGUUACUUCCAUUCUUCCCUGCAAAAUGUCCUCGUUGUUUAGGAAUGCAAACAAAGACGUUGCUGACCUUAAGGAAGAUGUUCGUCGGCUUUCCGAGGACUUAAAGGCCAAAGACGCCUUGUUAACCGCCUGCCUGGACGUGGCUCAUGAACAGUCGCUCCAGAUCUCAACCCUCUCAGCGGCCCUCCAGUCAGUGUUGGGAAAGUUCACUUUCUACAUGAAGUAGUUCAAAGUUCAGUUCACAAAUUUUUAAAUGAACUAGUU
This is a messenger RNA of Perca fluviatilis (European perch), 1791 nucleotides long. Its product is annotated as H-2 class I histocompatibility antigen, Q10 alpha chain-like. Lineage: Eukaryota; Metazoa; Chordata; Actinopteri; Perciformes; Percidae. Gene Ontology annotation, cellular component: external side of plasma membrane. The transcript has 9 exons. The record is from RefSeq and is a predicted model, not a curated record. Gene Ontology annotation, biological process: immune response. Bases 111 to 1274 code for a protein of 387 amino acids.